Molecule: messenger RNA, 1633 nt
Organism: Triticum aestivum (bread wheat)
Lineage: Eukaryota; Viridiplantae; Streptophyta; Magnoliopsida; Poales; Poaceae
Product: F-box/FBD/LRR-repeat protein At5g22700
Exons: 5
Coding region: 167-1402 (411 amino acids)
Molecular function (GO): protein binding
Source: RefSeq, a predicted model, not a curated record
GCUGGUCCUUUUAGACACCACACAAAACAUGAUGUAGGAAGACCCGUGUGACAGUUCGAAAAGGGCAAGCGGGAGUCCGACCUCCGAUUCUUGUGGCGGCGAUUGGAAAUCUGGAUUUGCCGGCGGGCAGACAAGCGCCGACGACGCCCACUGUCUGUUCGACGGAAUGCCUCCUGGUAGCGAGGGCGAGAACGCGCCGCUGAUGAGCGCCACCGACCGCAUCGGCGCACUCCCUGACCAUAUGCUCCACCACCUGCUCUCUUUCCUCCCAGCGCAGGCAGCCGUGCGGACGUGCGUGCUUGCCCGGCGCUGGCGCCACCUUUGGAAGUACACUACAGGCCUGCGCAUCGUAGGCCUUGGGGAUGAGGGGCCUGUCCAUGUCCAUGACCUCCAGAAAUUCGUGGACCAUCUGCUGAUCUUGCGUGAGCGCACCGACCUAAACACUGUUGAGAUCAAGUUGGACAAUUUCUUGGAAGAAGACCAGCCCUAUGUGAACCUAUGGACACGCUUUGCUAUGAAUUGCAAAGUCCGGGCGCUCACCCUUCAUAUCCGUGACAAUCAAUACCUCUACAUAGACAACCUGCCUCUUGUCUCUCGGCAUCUGAGAACACUGGACCUUCAUGGAGUAGCCCUACAAAAAAGCUUUCUUGAUUUUGCUAGCUGUCCAGAAUUGGAGGAUAUGAGGAUGGAUACUUGCCUCAUCAGUGUCAAUAAGAUAUCGUCUCGCUCCCUGAAGCAUUUGAGUAUCACCGGUUGCCGUUCUGACUUGGAUUGCCGGAUCCAUGUUUCUACUCCGGGCCUUGUCUCUCUGGAACUAGAUGCGUCUGAUGGUUUAACCCCUUUUCUUGAAAACAUGGCGCUGCUAGAGACCGCAUUUGUCUAUCUAGACGAUGAUUGCGAAGAUGUCUGUUUGAAUUACGUCUCUGGUGUUUUUUGUGGAGCUAACAAUGAUACGUGUAAGAAUUGUGUUCCUAUUGGUACCAAUUGCAGCAGCAAUUGUGUGCUUCUGGGUGGUAUCUCAAGUGCUAAACACCUCAAGUUGAUAUCUGAAACAGGAAAGUUUAUCUUCUCAAGAGAUUUGAAACACUGCCCUACAUUUACCAAGUUAAAGACUUUGUUACUCAAUGAUUACUGGUGCGAGGCUCCUGAUAUGGAUCCACUAUCUUGCAUUCUGAAAAACUCACCAGUUCUAGAGAAGCUCACUCUUGAACUUUUCCCAAAGGGACAAACUCCGAAAGUGCAAAUGAAAGGAAGCUACUGUUGCAUGCAGAGACCCUCUGCAAUAUCAGAGCACCUCAAGAUAGUUGAAGUCAAGUGUGAUGUGGUCAACAAGAGAAUCGCCAAAGUUUUAAAGUUCCUGUGUGCAUUUAGUGCAUUUGACAUACGAUUCAGUUUCGAGUAAGUGUGAGAAGAUCUUGGUUGUUGUCGGUCUGUCAUGUCUCGGCCAUUAGAAAAUACAAGGCUUAAGCAUUUGUAAGCAUCUUAUGUCAACUCUAGACCUUCUAGCUGAACUUGGUUUUAUGAUAUCCUGUUGCACUCUUAGCCUUUCCUUGUUGGCUUGGGCCCAUGACUGUUGUGUUAUGAUGUGAUCCGUGUACUUUGUCUCCGAGCUAAUAUAUGGAUGUUUGGAAAA